Messenger RNA from Durio zibethinus, 1527 nucleotides. Its product is annotated as homeobox protein knotted-1-like 6. Lineage: Eukaryota; Viridiplantae; Streptophyta; Magnoliopsida; Malvales; Malvaceae. Gene Ontology annotation, molecular function: DNA-binding transcription factor activity, RNA polymerase II-specific; DNA binding. The record is from RefSeq and is a predicted model, not a curated record. Gene Ontology annotation, cellular component: nucleus. Gene Ontology annotation, biological process: regulation of DNA-templated transcription.
UGAGCCUCACAGCAUCUGUCCUUGUGGGUUUUUUUUUCCGCCUAAUAAUACACUCCUUAACACCACUCUCAGUUCUUAUCUGCCACUCCAAUUCCAGAAAAUCCAAUCUUUCAGCUUUAUUUUCGCAAGUUAAAAUAAUAAAAAAACUAACAAUAACAAAUACUCGUACUAUUCAAUAAUUAUUAGCCAAAACCCAAGAGUUCAUACUAUUUCUUCUUUCUUGUACCAGUUGUUUUUGGCUUUGAGGGACGCUCACUUUAAUGGAUGAAAUGUACGGUUUCCAGUCCACGGGAGAGUACGCUGAUAAGGCCUUGAUGUCACCGGAAAACCUGAUACUUCCUUCUGAUUACCAAGCUUGGCUUUGCUCUUCGGGUCGGGUUCCCAUGUUUGGAUCCGACGAGUUAAUCUCUGCUGCAUCUGCCAUAUCCGAAGCUGCUUCCAUCGCCCCUGAAAUUCAACGAGAAGAGGACAUGUCAAGCGUGAUCAAAGCCAAAAUCGCCUCCCACCCAUCUUAUCCUCGUUUGCUUGAAGCCUAUAUUGAUUGCCAGAAGGUUGGGGCACCUCCGGAGAUAGCGAGUAUAUUAGAUGAAAUUCUGAGAGAGAACAAUGUUAACAAGCGGUAUAUCGUGCCAACCUGCUUGGGAGCCGAUCCCGAGCUCGACGAGUUCAUGGAAACUUACUGCGAUAUGUUGGUGAAAUACAAAUCUGAUCUUUCAAGGCCUUUUGAUGAAGCGACCACCUUUCUAAACAAGAUUGAAAUGCAGCUUCGAAAUCUCUGCACGGGUGCUUCCAUUAGAGGCCCUCCUGAUGAAGGCGCUGUAUCAUCAGACGAGGAUCUUAGUGGUGGGGAGGUAGAUGCACAAGAUGCACAAGAUGCACAGCCGAGAAGUGAAGACAGAGGUCUCAAAGAUCGGCUGCUUCGUAGAUUUGGUAGUCAUAUUAGCAACUUGAAGGUGGAGUUCUCAAAGAAGAAGAAGAAAGGAAAACUACCGAGAGAAGCAAGACAAACAUUGCUUGAGUGGUGGAAUGUUCACUACAAAUGGCCAUAUCCAACGGAAUCUGAUAAGAUAGCUUUGGCUGAAUCAACGGGACUAGACCAGAAGCAAAUCAACAACUGGUUUAUAAAUCAAAGAAAGCGGCACUGGAAACCAUCUGAGAGCAUGCAAUUCGCGGUUAUGGACAAUCUGUCUGGACAAUUCUUUCCAGACGACUGAGGUGCAAUUAGUACAUUCUCAAAUGCAUAUCUAGAUCAUCAAUUAUACUUUAAAUUAGCUUGUUUUGCCUUACAUUCCAUGUAUAUUUUGAAUGCAUCAAAUGUAUUGCGGACUUGGUGACCGGUAAUAGCAAUUGUAAUUCAUUCCAUGUAUGGUCCCUCGUCGACCGGUAAUCGCAAUUAAAUACUUUGAAAAUUUGGCUGAACUAUUCAGCUUUUUUUUUUUUUAAUUUUAAAAUUUUUCUUGAAGUAGACAUAAUAAAUGUGAUGAAAGUAUCUUUAGCAGAUAAAUGGUUUUUUAUUAUUAUUAUUAA